This is a messenger RNA of Saprolegnia parasitica CBS 223.65, 1833 nucleotides long. RefSeq lists its product as hypothetical. The transcript is spliced from 5 exons. Lineage: Eukaryota; Oomycota; Saprolegniomycetes; Saprolegniales; Saprolegniaceae. The coding region runs from base 1 to 1833 and encodes 610 amino acids. Gene Ontology annotation, biological process: nucleocytoplasmic transport; activation of GTPase activity. Gene Ontology annotation, cellular component: cytosol; nucleus; perinuclear region of cytoplasm. Gene Ontology annotation, molecular function: GTPase activator activity; small GTPase binding. The record is from RefSeq and is a predicted model, not a curated record.
AUGCCGGUGCUCAUCCUCACUGACUACCUCGCACCGAUCCCAUCGGGCUUGCACCUGCGGCUCGACGGCGUCACGCUCGAUGCCAAAGCCUUUGACCGCCUCGUCUUGCUCGUCCAGGCCAACCCGCGCAUCCGCCGGCUCUCGAUGCGCAACCUUGGUCUCGGGCCCAAGCUUGCUGUGUUCGUUGCCGACCUUUUGGCUACCAAUUGUACGCUCACGGCCGUCGACUUGAGCGGCAACGCGAUCGGAUCGCAUGGCGCCAAGUGCCUUGCCACCGUGCUCCUCGAGCGCAACGCGACGCUGCAAGAGCUUUCGCUGGCUCGCUGUGGCCUCCACAGCGACGCGUUUCUCAGCUGGAUUGAGUUUUUCGAGCGCGCUUCGCCCGACACGACCUUUCAUACGCUCAACGUCGCCCACAACGCCAUCGGUGACGACGGCGCGUUGGCGUUGGCAAAGGCGCUCGAGCACGAGCGGCAAUUGCCUCUUCGCGGGUGGCGCUUCGACCUGCGGCGCAACGGCAUCACAGACGUUGGCGUGACGGCGCUUGCGACGCUCUUGGCAAAAACACAUGCCGUCGUGCAGCUGGAUGUCGCCAACGCCCGGUCGUUCGAGGUGCGGGAGCCCGAGCGCGUCGUCUUUCUUGAGCACCGGUGUCGGCGCAACGCAGCCGAGAUGCACACCCGAGUCGUCGACGCGGCGGUGCGGACGAUUCUGGCAUCGACCCGUCGUGCCGAAUCCAUGGUGCUUGAGAACGUCCCUGUGUCGGUGGCCCAAGCUGUCGGUUUGGCCCAUGCGCUCAAGCACACGCUGGCGACCACGAAUUUGACGCUUCGCAACAAUGCGCUGUGUCUAGCUGCGCUCCAGCGCCUCGCGGAGGGACUUGCUUUCAACCAAACGCUCUACCGCCUCACGCUCCGAGACAAUGGCGUCUCGGGCGACGCCUUCGUCGCGCUUCUGAGCGCGCUGGCGCGAAACGCCACGCCGCCGCUCCGGGAGCUUGAGAUCUCGCACGCGACGCAGCUACCCAUGCCUCUCUGGCCUCGGCGCGUCAACGGGCGCGUCUAUCGUUUCUUUACGCAGACGGGUCAUCAGCUCACGCACAUCACACUCGACCACUGCGGGCUCACGGACGUCGACGUGGGCGCCAUCGUCGCCGGCCUUGCGUGGAACGGUGCGCUUCAAGCCGCAAACUUUGGGCGCAACCACAUCACCGACGCCGGCGUCCGCAUCUUUCAUUUGCUGCUGCACCGCUGCGCAAAUCUCGCAUCGCUCGAUAUUAGCGGGAACCAGUGCACCCUCGACGGCAUCGUCAGCGUCGUCGCCCGCGCGAGCGACCACUUGCGCCUCCGGAGUCUGCGCGUCGGGCGUUUCCCGGAGUUUUCCCCGACCUUGUUUACGAUUGCGAGCCACAUUGGGCGCAGCGACUCGCUCCUGCGCUUUGAGAUUGCCGCCGCAAAUGACCACUCGCGCUACGCGUCGGCCAAAGCGGCCAUCCAAGCCACGUUGAAUCUCAACCGGAAAAAGAACCCCGUGCCGCCAGCGACUGCGUUUGCAGCCUGGACUCGCCACUGCCGCGGCCACUACAUGGCCCGGGACGUGGCGCACAGCACCGCGUCGCGGCUCGUGCAGCCGCACAAGCACAUCAUUGCGAUGCGACUGUUGCACGUCGAAGAUGUCAACGUGUUGAUUUGCUUUGCCUGCUGCGAGAUGGCGUCGGAAGAUAUCGACGCGCGUCUCCGAUUCGAGUGGGCUGGCAUCGUUUCCAAUGACAUUGAUGCAACGCUCCUCCUCGAACGCCGCCACAUGCAGAGCGAGGACGUCGAUGUCGUGUAA